Copidosoma floridanum is the source of this 1220-nucleotide messenger RNA. RefSeq names its product L-lactate dehydrogenase. Gene Ontology annotation, cellular component: cytoplasm. NCBI's taxonomy places the organism in Eukaryota, Metazoa, Arthropoda, Insecta, Hymenoptera, Encyrtidae. The record is from RefSeq and is a predicted model, not a curated record. Gene Ontology annotation, molecular function: L-lactate dehydrogenase (NAD+) activity. Gene Ontology annotation, biological process: pyruvate metabolic process; lactate metabolic process.
UCGUGCAUCCAAUAUACGCUCCUACCUAUACGCUCUUCGUCUCUUUCAUUCAUCCAGGCAUACGAUCAAAAGGCAAAGUGUAACAUGGCUUCGGUGAAGGAUGGACUGCUUAAGGCAAUCGCCGAGCCAGUAGCAACGGGUCGCAAUAAAAUCACGAUCGUCGGCGUCGGCCAGGUCGGAAUGGCGUGUGCCUUUAGCAUCUUGACAAACAACGUCUCGAGCGACGUGGUGUUGGUCGACGUGAUGGCCGACAAGCUGAAAGGUGAGAUGCUGGACCUGCAGCACGGCAGCGCCUUCCUGAAGAACGCGCGGAUAAACGCGAGCACCGACUACGCGGCCUCGGCGAACUCGAGCAUUUGCAUCGUGACUGCAGGCGCUCGGCAACGCGAGGGCGAGUCCCGUCUGGACCUCGUGCAGCGCAACACCGACAUAUUCAAGGGCAUCGUGCCCCAACUGGUCAAGUACAGCCCCAACACGAUACUCCUCGUCGUCUCGAAUCCCGUGGACAUACUGACCUACGUCGCCUGGAAGCUGUCCGGGCUGCCCAGGAAUCGCGUCAUCGGCAGCGGCACCAACCUCGACUCGGCCAGGUUCCGCUUCCUACUGUCCCAGAGGCUCAACGUCGCCCCCACCUCCUGCCACGGCUGGAUCAUCGGCGAGCACGGGGACACCAGUGUGCCGGUCUGGAGCGGGGUAAACGUGGGCGGGGUGCGAUUGUGCGAGUUGGACGAGAACGUGGGCACCGAGGCGGACCAGGAGGGCUGGAACGAGUUGCACAAGCAGGUGGUCCAGAGCGCGUACGAGGUCAUUCGGCUCAAGGGUUACACCUCGUGGGCCAUCGGGCUCAGCGUCUCGCAGCUGGCCUCCUCCAUACUGCGCAACUCCAUGCAAGUCCACGCUGUGUCGACCCUCGUUGCGGGCCAACAUGGUAUCGAGCGGGAGGUCUUUCUUUCGCUGCCGUGCACGCUCGGGGAGAACGGCAUCGCCCACGUCAUCAAGCAAAAGUUGACGGACAAGGAGCUCGAGUUGCUCGGCAAGUCCGCCAAUACCAUGGACGAGGUCCAGAAGGGUCUCAAGUUCUAAGCUGCCUCGUCGUCGUCUCUGUGUUUUCCACGCGUGGCUGAAUCCAUUGAUUUUUCGUGCGGUGCGUCGCGUGCGUUGCGUCAAUUUUUACUCUCGUCCGAUGUGUAAGAUAAUUGUUUUUUUUUUUUUUUUUUUUU